Molecule: messenger RNA, 3920 nt
Organism: Piliocolobus tephrosceles (Ugandan red Colobus)
Lineage: Eukaryota; Metazoa; Chordata; Mammalia; Primates; Cercopithecidae
Gene: SLC10A7
Product: solute carrier family 10 member 7
Exons: 14
Coding region: 255-1367 (370 amino acids)
Cellular component (GO): plasma membrane
Source: RefSeq, a predicted model, not a curated record
GUAUUCGGAGGCGCGUGGUAGUGAUGGCGGCGCUCAGUGAGACUUUCCUGUCACUGGAUACUACUACUCCCAACCUUCCUCAAAGCCGCCGGAGCAACCCCCAGGUCUUUAGUUUACAACUGGCAAUUUGACUUGCUCUGCUGCAUGUCUGGAGGGACCAAGGAAAGUGUGGAGACGCUCCAGGGAUUAGGUGAUCGGAGCUUGAAAAGAAAAAAAGCCAAACAAAUAAACAAAACCCACCCACCCUAACAAAUAUGAGGCUGCUGGAGAGAAUGAGGAAAGAUUGGUUCAUGGUCGGAAUAGUGCUGGCGAUCGCCGGAGCUAAACUGGAGCCGUCCAUAGGGGUGAAUGGGGGACCACUGAAGCCAGAAAUAACUGUAUCCUACAUUGCUGUUGCAACAAUAUUCUUUAACAGUGGACUGUCAUUGAAAACAGAGGAGCUGACCAGUGCUUUGGUGCAUCUAAAACUGCAUCUUUUUAUUCAGAUCUUUACACUUGCAUUCUUCCCAGCAACAAUAUGGCUUUUUCUUCAGCUUUUAUCAAUCACACCCAUCAACGAAUGGCUUUUAAAAGGUUUGCAGACAGUAGGUUGCAUGCCUCCGCCUGUGUCUUCUGCAGUGAUUUUAACCAAGGCAGUUGGUGGAAAUGAGGCAGCUGCAAUAUUUAAUUCAGCCUUUGGAAGUUUUUUGACAGAAAUCAUUUCCAUCACUACUGAACAAAACUCGGGCAUCGUUAUAACACCCCUGCUCCUGCUGCUUUUUCUUGGUUCAUCUUCUUCUGUGCCUUUCACAUCUAUUUUUUCUCAGCUUUUUAUGACUGUUGUGGUUCCUCUCAUCAUUGGACAGAUUGUCCGAAGAUACAUCAAGGAUUGGCUUGAGAGAAAGAAGCCUCCUUUUGGUGCUAUCAGCAGCAGUGUACUCCUCAUGAUCAUCUACACAACAUUCUGUGACACGUUCUCUAACCCAAAUAUUGACCUGGAUAAAUUCAGCCUUGUUCUCAUACUGUUCAUAAUAUUUUCUAUCCAGCUGAGUUUUAUGCUUUUAACUUUCAUCUUUUCAACAAGGAAUAAUUCGGGUUUCACACCAGCAGACACAGUGGCUAUCAUUUUCUGUUCUACACACAAAUCCCUCACAUUGGGAAUUCCGAUGCUGAAGAUCGUGUUUGCAGGCCAUGAGCAUCUCUCUUUAAUAUCUGUACCCUUGCUCAUCUACCACCCAGCUCAGAUCCUUCUGGGAAGUGUGUUGGUGCCAACAAUCAAGUCUUGGAUGGUAUCAAGGCAGAAGAAACUACUCCAAACCAGGGGGCCACUGGCUAACUUGAAUAAUCCAGAAGGCUUGGAAUAUCUAUCCAUCAAAUUUGGGCAUUAAAAUAAAUACCAAGAGUCCAUCCUCCAGGGAGUGAAGCUGACGAGGCCGACAGUAUAACAAAGGAGGUGGACUUUCUGUAGCAAUGUAUAUAUGUACAGGAUUGUACAUACUAGCAAUUCUGAAGACUUGUACUUGUGAAUGUUGCCUCAAUGCAUAUUUUAUUUUUUUACAUAAAAAUAUGAUAUACCUGUUUAAGUGCCUUAAAAUGUAUUUGACAAGAGCGUUACUUCCAAAAUAUGCUUUGUUGAUUACUGCCAGGGGUGAUACAAUAUUUGGGGGUUAAUUUUUUUUUCCUAAUGCAGGAAUCAGUCAUGGUAAGUGACAAAAAGCAAACAUGCUUUCCCUGCAGCACCUUUGUGCAAUACAACUCUAUUAAUAGUUACUGUAAUGUUUGAAAUGAGGUCACACCAUCAGGAAAAUGCCCUUCUGAUGACAGUGAAAAUUUCCAAAGUCUUAUUCACGCAUACUUUGAUUUACUGUGUGAUUCUUUUUUUCUACGACUGUGACAUGCCUCUUCCUUAUCAACUCAGCGGGGGUCAUAGAUCGAAUAGAUGCUGAAAAGCAUAAGAUAUAUGCAUUCCUUGACAUCAUUUUUAAAGACAUUCCUUCAAAUAGUUUCCACACAGAAAUUCCUCAGUCCCAUUAUGAGAGAUUGUGGUGUUAUAUGUCUUAAAUUUAUUAUAAGCUGCUUCAAAGAAAGGGCCUGAAUGUUUGAGUUAUGAGUGAAAUUAUGUGAAAUUUUGAGUUAAACUCUGCGAUUUGAUUUUUAGGGUCUUUCAAAUAUAUCUUAAUAUGUUCUUCCUCUUUAUUCAAUAAUUUCUUUCUUACACUUACACACUCAUAAUAGCCAAAUAUGAGGCACAAAAAUGUUACAAUCAGUUUGAAAGCAGCAACAAUUAAUGGUAUCCACAUUCCACAACCCAGACGAAAAUUUUUUUCCUGUUACACAGAUGUGCUGAGCACUUUCCAGACUGCCCCUGUUAGCCAAAAGCAGCCUGUUACAUCCUGGAAUUAAGCACACUUAAGGCAUUCGAGACAAUUUAUUAAUGAAAAUCUCCUUGGCAGAUCUGACAAAUGUUGGCAAUAUUUUUUAAAAGUUAAAUCGUAUUGCUCUUAUGAAUAAAUGAAAAUAUAAAGGUCAUAGAUGCAAACAAAUGUUACAUAUACACAUUCUGUCUCACCACAUGAAAAGAACAUGCAAAACCAUUUAAUAACCAAAAUAUCAAGUAAAAUCAGUUCCCAAUUGGGCAGCAGCUUUCAAACGAGUAUCCAAUAUUUGCUGUAACUGGACCGAAGUAGAGAGUGAAGCCACGUGUAGAACUACAGGAACACUUUUCUGUGUUUCCUCCAUGCCGUCCUGUCACAUCCUCUUACACAUCCUGUCUUGAUUUGAUAGACAGUAUUGGCAUCCUGGGUCUCACUGAGGCCGUGCUAUGUCCUCAGCAGCUGCUUUUUGUUGUUUUGUUGUUAUGCCCACAACAAAAAAUCAUUCCUUAGAAACUUAACCAAGUUUAUCUACAGUGUAAAUUUAUAUUAUUGUUACUACCAGGUCUCAUCUUUUGUCAAUGUCAUUGAAAGAAAUUUCAUGUGAGUUAUUCUCAGUGUGAAUUUUAAGGCUAAUGCCAGACCCUGCAAACAUCUAUGCUAACCAGGCUGUAGUAUACACUGUUAUAAAGAAUUUUACUUGUGUCUAAAACUACAGUAAUUUUGCUUAGGUAAUUGUGCUUACCUAUGGAGCACAGAAAGGCUCUUAUGCUUUGUUCCUACAAGUUUCUUUGAAUUUUGGAGUAAAUGGAAAUGUCUGUCUGUCAUCUAUCUGCCCUAUCAUAAAAAUCUUUCUCUCUAACAUUAGAAUACUGGUCCCCGCCCCCAACUUAUCUACCUCUAUUGUCUAACACCUAUAGUAGGUGUGAUCAUGGGAUAAAAUUCAACUGAAAGUGCUAUGAUAACAUUUUAUCUUUUGCUUUAAAAAAUGUGUUUUGUUUUCAAAUAAUCUUUACGUAGUGAACUUUGGUGGCUUUAGUGAUAAUGUUUAUGCCAAUUUCUUUUUUUUUUACACAAAUUCCUUGGCAUAUUUUUUCAUAAAGAACAAAAAAUAAAAUCAAAAUUUAUUUUUAAUUCAUGCUUAUUGGGAUUUAAUUAUUCAGAGCUUAAGUAUUUUGUUACGUUUAUACACUGUAAAGCUAUCUGUUUUAUGCAUUUAUGUUGUCUAAAUGUAUUUAUGAAAGAAAUACAUUAGAUUAUAUUUAUGUUUACUCAUUUUUUCCACCUGGAUUUUUUUUAAUGGUUGUUACAAAAUUUGAUUUUUUAAUGGGUGAUAAUGUUGGUAUUUUCAUGUGUUUUCUUAGUAUUAACAUUUUUGUGGGUUUUUAAAAAUUCUUCCCUGUUCUGUUAAAAAUUAACACACCUCUAGCUAAUGUUCAGUGUUUGUUUAUGCUAAAUACCAAAUUUUUUCAAAAGGAUUGGUUAAGUAAUAAAGUGGAUUAUUUAUGAUGGCUGGAAGAUGAAAAUAAUUAUAUGAUUAAACAAAGAAAUGUUUCAGAAAUCACAAAA